Molecule: messenger RNA, 2808 nt
Organism: Hydra vulgaris (swiftwater hydra)
Lineage: Eukaryota; Metazoa; Cnidaria; Hydrozoa; Anthoathecata; Hydridae
Product: E3 ubiquitin-protein ligase HECTD3
Biological process (GO): proteasome-mediated ubiquitin-dependent protein catabolic process
Molecular function (GO): ubiquitin-protein transferase activity
Source: RefSeq, a predicted model, not a curated record
UUUUAAAAACAAUAUUGGUGCGUAAAUUACAGAAAAAUUGCAACAACAAUAAAAAAGUGGUAUCUAAACAAGUUAAGUUAUUGUGCAGAUUAUGAUACUCACUAAAUUUAAAUUCUAUGGGUGCAAAUAAAGCAAGAAAGCGGCUUGCAAGCAUCCGUUGUAUUUUAAAAACAGUAGAGUCAAUAAAAAAUAACAAUCCAUUGCCAAAAGAAUUAUGCUUUGUUCCACAAUUCAUUGAGUAUGUUAUCCAUCCUGAUCUGUAUAGCUCAGGUAAUAAAGCUCAAGCCUCAGUACAUUUUAAUAUUUGGUCUAGCCCUUUAAAAAGUAAUCGGAUAGUUGGAAGGUUAACAGUUCAUGAAGAGGCUUUUAAAAACUUUUCAAUGAUAGUUUAUGGUGAAGAUUACUCUAAUGAUGCAGGAGAUUGGAUCCAGCUUACUAAGGAGUCAAUUGCAACUUUGAAAGAAGUUAUCUCAGAUUCCUCAGUAAGUGAAGCUUGGAUCAUUAUACAUCCUAGAGAUUCAAAGACAGAUAAUGUACCAAAGUUAAUACCAAAAUUUGAAAUAUCAGAAUCCAAAAAAAGAGUUUCCAAAUCUCUUAUGUUUGGAGCAAAUAAAAAUGAUAAAAAGGAAAACAAAGUAUUAUAUAGAUGGCAGUCAGUAGUUGAAAUGAAUUACAUGUUACAACUUAUUCCGAGAUCUCUGCCACAAAAUGUUGAUAUGGAUGCUGUUAAUCGUCUUUCUAAUCCACCAUCCAAUUGGUCAUUGGAGGCAGAUGAAGAGCUUGUUAAAUUUUUAGUUGAUCAUUCCUCAAGUCAUGAUUUGUACAUUGGUGGGGCUAGCAGAUAUGUAGAGUCAAUCACUGUUUCUUCAGAACAAGACAGUGCUAAUAAUUUGCUUGACAAUGAUCCAGACACAUACUGGGAGUCAGAUGGGAGCUCUGGACGGCAUCACAUUCGAUUGCAGAUCAAAGCGGGUGUUAUUAUACAGAAAUUGAUAAUUGGUGUUGAUGACAGUGAUGAUAACUACAUGCCCAGCAGAGUUCUAGUUUAUUGUCUCACCGAUUCAGUGCAAAGUAAACUAUUAAAUGAAGUCAGAAUUGACGGAUGUCAAAAUGGUGAUGUUGUGAUAUUAGAAAAUGCAGCAGAAUAUUACCCUCAGAUUGAAAUUAGAAUAAAAGAAUGCAAAGAUGAGGGAAUAGAUUGUCGAAUUCAUUAUAUAAAGAUUGUUUCUUCAAAGCAAAGACAAUGUCGAUUGAACAAAGAUUUGUUUGAAAAAGACUUAGUGAGGUAUCCUAAACUUCAAUCAAUUGAUGCUGGGAAUCGAAGUUGCUUGUAUUAUCGUGCACAAGUAUUGAAUCGUUUCAUCAGCUUGUUUGAUAGUGUCAUUCAAUAUCUCUUGCCAUUGUGGGAAUACACUGUUGGUACUUAUAAAUGCUUAGAAGAAAUUCGACAAUUGCUACCACUUUCAAAAAAAAGACAGGGUCUUAUUGAAAAUUGUCUUAGAGAAACAGAAGGAGCUGCACCAUCAACAAUUCCAAAGAUUUAUAUCAAUCGUCAUCUUGCAGCUCAACAGUUAGUUGAUCCAACAUUUGAUCCAGAUGGAAAAAGUUCAAUUUUCAAUCAAUUGUAUGAAGCUUUGAGAGUAGACAGAUGUGAAACAAAAAUGGAUUACAGAUGGCCACCUAAAUAUGAACAGUGGUGGGAAUGCAAGUUUAUUGGAGAGGGUAUCAUUGAUCAAGGUGGAGGUUUUCGUGAUAGCUUAUCUGAUCUAGCAGAAGAACUAUGCCCUUCAUCACCUGAUGCCUUACUUCCUCUACCUUAUUUCGUUCGCAGUCCUAAUCAAUUUGCAACAUCAAAUAUUUAUCGAGAUUGCUACAUUCCUAACUCUAAUUGUCGAAUCUUUGCCCACUAUGAAUGGAUUGGUCAAAUUAUGGGAGCAUGUUUAAGAGGAAAUGAAAAUCUUGUAUUGUCUUUACCACUAUUUAUAUGGAAAAUGCUCAACUGUGAAAAAAUAUCAUGGGAAAGGGAUUACUUUUCUAUUGAUGCUACUGAAGUUAGAUUUCACGAGAGUGUUUCUAAGAUGACCGAAGAAGAGUUUAUAAAAAGUUUCGAAAAUACACUAACCUACUCCAUGGUGUUGGCAAAUGGUGAUGUAGUUCCAGUUAUAGAAGGUGGAGAAAACAUUCAUGUUUCUUAUGAAAAUAGAAUUGAAUUUUUGGAACUUGUUAAAAAAAAGCGUCUUUCUGAGUUUAAUGAACAAGUGAUUGCAAUGAAAAAUGGAUUGGAAAAAGUAGUUCCAAAAGCUGUAUUAGCAUUAAUGACUUGGCAAGAGCUUGAAAAAAGAAUUUGUGGUGAUCCUAUUAUAACAGUUGAAGCCUUAAAAAAAUCAGUUCACUACCAAGAUUUUGAAGACGAAUCAAAUGAUCCAUCUAUUAAAAUAUUUUGGCAAGCUAUUGAAAAUUUCACUAAUGAAGAUCGUAGUCGCUUCCUGAGGUUUGUCACUGGCAGGCGACGCUUACCAACACCUCUUAUUAUUUCAGGAAGCAAAAUGAAUGCUGCUUUAAACUCUCUUCCUGAAUCAGCAACUUGUUCCCAUACACUAUUUUUGCCAAACUAUUCUAGUGUUGCUCAUGCAGAAGAGCGCAUUCGCUACGCUUCAUAUAACUGCAUUGCCAUUGACGCCGACAUGAGUCCGUGGGAGGACUAGCUUCCGAAACAGAUUCGUGUUUUUCUUCCGUUAAUUUUUAUUUAUGUUAUAAAUUUUUAUUUUAAAAACAUGACUAAUGUUCAAAUAAAAUUUAUAUAGAUAA